Messenger RNA from Myzus persicae (green peach aphid), 893 nucleotides. RefSeq names its product 52 kDa repressor of the inhibitor of the protein kinase-like. The record is from RefSeq and is a predicted model, not a curated record. Gene Ontology annotation, molecular function: protein dimerization activity. Lineage: Eukaryota; Metazoa; Arthropoda; Insecta; Hemiptera; Aphididae. The transcript has 4 exons. Bases 113 to 796 code for a protein of 227 amino acids.
UAUAUUGUAUUAAUAGGUGGUAUUUUCUUAUGGUUUACCUUUGUGUAAAUGUUUUCAAAAAAAUGAUAUUGACUUGAAAGAAGCCGUACAGUUAGCAGAGUGCAAUGUAUCUAUGCUUGAGGAUUUGAGACAAAAUAUUGAAAAAGAAUUUAAAUCAAUGUAUAACGAAGCUGAGAAAAUGGCAGACAUUUUGGAUAUUAACAUUUCUAUCAAACGUAUAGUUAAGAAACAGGCAAAUCGUGCAAAUAUAUUUACUGAGGAUAAGACGAUUCAACCUGAAAAUUACUAUAGAAUUACUAUAGCAAUACCAUACAUUGACUCUUUUAUAAUUAAUUUAAAAGAAAGAUUUCUUAUACACAAAAAUAUUUUAAAAGGUUUUCAAUGUAUAUUUUCUGGCAACAUUGACUUUCAAGAAUUUGAAGAACUUGUACAUUUUUAUCUUGACACUGAUGUUCAGACAGUAAUUGCAGAGUUAAAAAUCUGGCAAUCAAAAUUGAAUUUAACAAAUCAACAUCCUACAAUAGCUAUAGAUGCUCUGAGACUAUGUAAUUCCUCAAUAUUUCCAAAUGUGCAUCAACUACUUAAAAUACUGUGUACCUUACCAGUAUCCACAUCAACACCCGAAAGAACGUUCUCGUGCCUUAAAAGGCUUAAAACAUACUUAAGAAAUACGAUGUCUGAAACUAGAUUAAAUGGAUUAACAUUGUUAUCAAUUCAUCGGGAAGUUCCAAUUACGCCCGAAGAAAUUCUAGAUAUUAUGGCACAUAAAUCUAGGAAAAUAGACAUUAUAUUGUAGAUUGACACAUUUUGUAAAAAAAAAAAAAAAAUUUUUUUUAUACAAAUAUUUUCUAGUUUUUUGGUGUUUAUAUAUCCCCCCCCCAAUGAAAGUUUCU